Auanema sp. JU1783 is the source of this 825-nucleotide messenger RNA. NCBI's taxonomy places the organism in Eukaryota, Metazoa, Nematoda, Chromadorea, Rhabditida, Rhabditidae. The record is from the annotation of a GenBank genome assembly.
AUGGGUAGUGUAGUGGCUAACAUGCCAUUACUGGCUGGCCGAGGUCCACCAACAGUUGUGGUGCAUGGACAAAUGUAUCGCCAAAUUGGCUCUUUGCUUUUCGGUGAUAAUUCAUCUCCACGGUUUGCGCAAUACUAUAUUUUGGAUCCAGAUGAAGCGGCUGAUAAUCGUUUAGAAGCUUUUAGUUGUGAUAGAGACGUAAUGGUUUAUCUUUCAUCUCUUUUUUUAAGAAAAAACGUGUUAGCUCAAUCAUACAGAAUGAUGGGUGAUGUGAUGAAAGAGGAGAAAGACGCGGCAGCUAGAGAGGGAAGGAUUAUGCCAGAAAUUAGGAUGUUUUUUGUUACUUCAAAAGAUAUGGAUUUAAGAAGGUACAACGAGCCAACAGUGAACGAAGUAGCAAUUGUUUAUGUUGUGAAUGAUGAAGCUGAAACCCCUCCAACCCGGUUCAUAACCGUAUACGGUAUUGGACAAGGCCUUCAGACAAUCAGUGAAAUUAAUGCUCUAUGUGAUCCUUUGACGUAUCCACUUAUUCAUCCCACUGGAAGGAAAGGAUGGGAACCUGAAAUGAUUGCAAACACCACAUCGGUCAGUACUGCUCGUGUGACCCAACGAGAGUACUAUGCCUAUCUAUUAUUUACUAGACAUUCUUUUAACGCGAUUCAUUUAUGCCGACGACUUUUCCAACAAUAUAUAAUUGAUGCUUAUUUGAAAAUUAAAGGUUCUCGUUUAAGAUUUCAUCGGAGAAAUCAAGAUCAAUAUAGGAUGGAAACGGUCAGUGGACUAACAGAAUUUUUAGAUAACACUAAUGGAGAUGAUACUAUUUGA